This is a messenger RNA of Dendronephthya gigantea, 1550 nucleotides long. RefSeq names its product sphingomyelin phosphodiesterase 2-like. Gene Ontology annotation, molecular function: sphingomyelin phosphodiesterase activity. Gene Ontology annotation, cellular component: cytoplasm. The transcript is spliced from 7 exons. Bases 34 to 1314 code for a protein of 426 amino acids. NCBI's taxonomy places the organism in Eukaryota, Metazoa, Cnidaria, Anthozoa, Malacalcyonacea, Nephtheidae. The record is from RefSeq and is a predicted model, not a curated record.
UCCUCAGUGUAUUGUUCAAGUUUCUGGUUCAACAUGGAUUCCAAUUUUCGGUCCGAUUUUAUCAAAAGUCGUGGGAAAAACGAAAUCGAUGACUCGGAAAAACUACGUGUGUUGACGCUCAAUUGCUGGGGCAUUCCUUACUUAUCAAAAGUGAAGAAAGAACGAUUUGAUGCCAUUGGUCAAGAAUUGAAAAAAGGAAAUUAUGACAUUGUUUCACUUCAGGAGGUUUGGGAUAAAAAAGAUUAUGAAACCUUGAGGGCUGUUUUGGAGAAAAUUUUUCCUUAUUCAUAUUAUUUCUUUGGCGGUGUUUAUGGAACAGGGAUUUGUAUAUUUUCGCGGUAUCCUGUACUCAAAACAUUUGCCUAUCCUUUUGCUGUGAGUGGCUAUCCUUAUGCAAUCGCUCAUGGAGAUUGGUUUGGUGGAAAAGGCGCUUGUUUUGCUUUGAUUGAUCAUCCAAAAAUGAAAAUACACUUCUUUACUUCGCACUUACACGCAGAGUAUGACCGUAACAAUGACGUAUACCUAUCCCAUCGUGUUGUGCAAGCGUAUCAUCUCUCCAAACUGAUUGGUCAAAUCACCGAUCCUGAGGAUUUUGUUUUAUUAUGCGGUGAUAUGAACACAGAGCCCGAGGAUCCAUGUUAUCGCAUACUGAAAGAAUUACCUCAGCUUAGUGAUUGCUGGUUGGAACGUGGGUCGAAGUCCAAUUGCUAUGGUAAUACGUCAGACAGAAGUGAGAACAUGUUUACAUCAGAGAAAUACGACAAGCACAAAGUCGGAGGUCCUGAGGAUGGCAAGCGUAUAGAUUACAUUUUCUACAGGUCGUUGGAUCAGAGAUGGGAGUGUGACAGUGCAAACGUGACGAUGAGCAAAGUCCCUGGGGCUGAAUUUCCAUUCUCAGAUCAUGAUGGUGUGGAGGCCAGUUUUGUGUUCAAUCAAAAAACGUCGGAAACGCCAGACUUCCCAAGCGACAGUGAAACAGUCAUAUCUGUUCUUUCAGAAGCUACGACUUUAAUCAAAACUGAGCUGAAACAUAUUAACAAACACUUCUAUAAAAAAUGCAUUGCUAUCAUCCUACUUAUCGCUUUUAUAUUGUUACCAGUCUUCCUGCCGGCGAAGGAGGGCUCUUGGUUCCUCGCCAGUGAACCGUUAGGAAGAAUUGUGUAUAUUUUACGCAUAGUACUGACCGUUUUUGUGUGCGGGUUUACUUGGUUAUUUUUAAUCACACGAAGCCAUGAACGACACGUUUACGAGAGUGUGCUGCGUGAGAUUAACCUAGAAUUGCAACAUGAUCAUACUUCAUAUAGGCUAAAAUGAAUAUCUCCUGCAUGGGCAUAGAUCCCUGUUUUAUGGUGAAAAAUGAUUUUAUUAAGAAAAUAUUUCCAAUAAAUAUGUCAAUCUUGUAUGUUAAUGUAUAAAUGUUCGUAACUUAGCUACGUUCGUAACUAACUUCUGCUGUCUUACAACACCCAAAGCGGAACUUAAAUUUGUAUAUAAUCAAGGGUGAAUGAUUUUAUUUAGAUUAUUUACAAUUUUAAAGCUAUUAAUAAAAA